This is a messenger RNA of Macrobrachium nipponense, 4720 nucleotides long. RefSeq lists its product as uncharacterized. The transcript has 13 exons. Bases 752 to 3355 code for a protein of 867 amino acids. The record is from RefSeq and is a predicted model, not a curated record. NCBI's taxonomy places the organism in Eukaryota, Metazoa, Arthropoda, Malacostraca, Decapoda, Palaemonidae.
AGCCGCAUUUGGUCUGCGUCGGUGGCCGAGAGAGGAGGGGCGUUCAAGUGUUCCCUUCUGCCCUUUUCAUCAUCAUCUUGUUCUUCUUAGUUUCUCGUCGCCCGUCGAAGUGACCGCAUACAUUUGACUUCGCGUUCUUGAAGUGAUGUGGUAUAGGAAAAGAGGGAAUUAACAAGAAUGGAAACUCAGUCUUUUGUUUUUGAUUUCUGUUUUUCGAUCCUCGAGAUUCGCUUGUGAACAUCGCCAGCAAAAACAUCAUCAUCAUCAUCUGGGGUAAACAAACAAGAAAGGAGACAAGUUGUUUUGUUUUUUUUCGGUCUUGGCGGCGUGUGUCGAACUUGCUACAUAAAAAAAAAAACGAGAGAGAAAACGAGAUAUAUUGUGAGUGAGAGAGAUAAAAGACACAAGAUCCGAACUUCUUACUGACUGCCUGAAGGAGGGUGUCAGGUCAUUUCCUAGUUAGAAAAAAUACAUAUCCCGAAAGGAGCUUUAUUGAUUUUUUUUUUUUUUUUGGUGGACGCUUUGGUUUCACAAAAGCUCAGGAGAGCUGUGACGUCUCUCUCUCUGCCUUUCUGCAUCUCCUCCUCGUCCCCCCCUCCCCCAAGGAGUCAGCAAGAAGGAUACGAAGGCAAGAGUUCCUGAGAGCUACUGAGGUACAUCCGGUUCACCAUUAUCCUAACGGGAGACCUCCGCUUCAAUUGCUGAUGACAGAGACAUAGAGUCUGGAAAUUACACUUCAACAAAUUAGAAGAUGGGACUGCUCUUCAAAACACUGCUUUUGAGCACCUUGUGUUUCGGAUGGAUCAACGCCCAGUCCAUCAGGAGGAUCUCAACUUAUCCGUAUCCGGAUCCGCCUGGGUAUGGCAUGAAGAUAGAACCUUCGGUUUCUGGGCCCCGCCGCGAGAGGAAUGCGAACGCUUCUCACUUCGACGAGACUGUGGUGGUUGCCACACCAUUCCCAGAAGACGAGAUCGAAAGAAGUUUUGGUGACGUCCUCGACCAUUCUUCGGUCAACAGGAUGGGACUGGCGGCAGUCGAAGAACGGAGGCAUGUGGUUCCACCGCCCCGUCAGGAUGUCCGGAGACGCCUCUCUUCAUUUGCACGAACUACAGAGAGCUCUACCACCCUCCGGAGCUUUGGGAUUCCUGGAGUCCUUCCUCCUUCGAUACCUGACUCUGGGGGCAAAUUCGGACCACCAGCUAUCCCUGGUGCUGUCCAGCCAAAGCCACCAGCGCCGCCUGUAUUACCUCCCUCAACUCCUCUUCCGUCACUCACCGGGACAGAUUUUGGACCACCCUCACCUCCUGAUCCUAUCAAUUCUCCUUCUCCCCCACCUGGUGCUGACCAAGCGCAGGUUACAGAGAUCAAGUGCAUGAAGACGGAAACCACCAGCUCCUUCAUGGCGUUGCUGUCACUUCCCGUAGGAUACAACGCCAUUCCUGUAUUUGAAGAUCGACCUUCAGUUGAUCCCACGAUCAACACAGCCUGCAGAAUGAUUCCAACUCAGCUGACCAACGACAUGUUCCAGCUCGUUGUCUCUGACCUGGACCGGUGCGGCGUCAGAGAGUGCAGACAUACCAACGGAGAGACUUGGCUCUGCCUGAUGCUGCGUUUCCCCCUCGUGAACGGCCUGAAACUCCCGGAGGACGAGACCAUCCUGAUCCGGUGCCGUCCCCAAGAUAAGAUGGAGUCUGACACCCAUUACCUUACGGUAUCCACAGCAAAGUACGCCGCAAAAGGGGUAACAAUCAACGACAAAUCACCGCCGUCCGUCUUCGACGGGGGCCAGCAAGAUUUCCGGUGUGAGAUCGGCCUCUUCCGUAAGCUCCCUGGAACGGAGCUCUUCGCCUCCCGGGUGACCAGUGAGGUUGAACUCGACCUCGGAGAGGAGGUGCAGCUGAGGUCCAUCGUCAAGGCUGGAGACGGAUGGGAGUACAGCCUCCUCACUACAAUAAUCAUCCAGAAGACUGGGACCAAGAGGACCCGCUCAAUCCUCAACGCUGCCGACCUCGUCUUUGCUGAUGGGUGCCGAAAUCCGUCGUAUAAGGUCAUCGCCAAAAACCACCCGAAGAGGGACCCCAGAAACCCACUGAUCAACAACUUCACGUUCCGCAUCUUCAUGUUCCAAGACAUGGAUGUCAACGAAGACUUGAUGAUCACAGCCAAUGUCAUCGGGUGCGUCGAAGCCAAGGAUUGUGCUGCGACUGAAUGUGGCGGUGUGGACGAAACCGAUCGCCUGGGCUUCGGCAGAAGAAAGAAAAGAGGAGUCAGGCACUACUCUUUCACCACCACCCUUCGUGGAUCAGACCUCAUGAAGAAGUCCUCCCUGGGCAAUAUCCCUCCCCAUCCGCCUCCAAAUUCACUCCACCCGAGAUCUAGGAGAGUCGUCCACGACUCUGGUGAGAAUUCAACGACCACCUGGGAGAGGAACUUGAACAUCAAAGUCAGAAUACCAGACUCAGGGAUCCAGCACAGGUCCAUGGAAGCGCACGAGUGCCAGAUGUAUCUCUUCGUGACCCUCGGAGUAGCGGCCGUCUUCUGCGUGGCGUCCAUAGUCUUCGUCAUCGUGACCCUCUUUCGCAGUCGUUCCUCCCCCAAGAGGCACCAGAACCCUGUGGGACACGUCAUUACCACCCGCCCAAAUUCCCCUGGGACAGUUUCGCCCACGCCCUUCACCGUUUCCUCUGCCGCCUCCGUCUGUUCCAGUUCCAUGUCGUCCUCGAAGGAGACGACGGAUUCCAACGUCAAUGGGAAGAGUUCUUCUUCAUGUUCUCCCCUGAGGAACUUCGCCGUACCCCCGACGGUCCGCCAGAGGAAGCGCCAGGUGAACGCCGAGCUCCUGAACGUCUUCGAGAACGAGCGCCUCUUCCCCUACGGGACCUACUGCCCCGGGAUGCUCAACUACUACGGGUACAUGGUCGUCCCCCGGAGGUCCACGGCUCUGGAGACCACGAGCGAGAAGCGAUCCCUGAGGGCUAUCAAGCGCGACCUUCGCAAGCAGCGCAUAGACCGACUGGAACAACAGCACCACCUUCUGCAGCAGAAGGAUGACCAGAGCCACUGCCGGUGCUCGGAGGGCACCAGCAGCAGUCCUCAUCCUAGUACUACUACUAAGUCGUCUUUCUCUUCCUCUGCUUCUUCUUCAUCUUGCGCCGAAGAACCAGAGACUACCUCUACCACCGCCUCCUCCUCCUCGACACAGAACCUCUGUAACAACCACAAGUCGGUCAUCCACGUCCCAGGCUGUCAGCCGUCCCCGAGUUGUCCGAAGCCGAUGCCGAGGAUGAAGAAAGAGGAACAGGAGGAAAAUAUAUAUAGCGAAAUAUACUUACAGACUCAUCCCACAAUGGUCUGAAGAAGUAAUACUGGUAGUGGUAGAUCUAGGCCUAGGUCUAUGUUUGUGAGAGAUUGCUGACAUGUGCCAUUUCAUCUUGUUAAGAAGUCUAAAUGUCGGGUAUUAUUCCUCUAUUAUUAUUAUUAUUAGUACUACUUUAUUAUCAUUAUUAUAACUAUUAUUAUUAUGGUCAUUAUUGUUGUGUAAAUAGAUUUUCUUGUGAUUAAAAGCUUAAACAACAACAACAGUCUAGGUAUGUCUAGCUAGACGCACGGUGAAUUCGUUACCUGAACCACGAGCUGUGUAUAUCCCGAGGGGCAUGAAUUGUAACAAUAGCAAGGGCAUAAAGGUAAUAUUGUAGAUAAUUAAAGGCAUUAACUUAGCUUAAACAGUCUACUACUACAAGUCCUUCUUUUUGCACUAUUUUCCAAUGUUGUUACUUGGUGUUCCUUCAUUCUCUCUUGUUUUUCAUCCUGUUACUUUCUUAUUAUCUCUCUUCUUUUCAGUUUUGUCAUUGGUUAUUUCUGCGAGCUUUCUUGUCAUUAUUCUCUCUGUCGUUCUCUUAUUUGUUGUAUCGUUUACACAAAUGAGAGAAAACAUUCUUUUAGCAAUAACCUAAGUCUUUUCUAUAUUUUUCUUUAUAAACUUUUGACUGAUUUGUUACAAAGUCCCACCAAUUCUUUUAGCAAUUAAUUCCAAGUCCUAUUUAUAAUUUUCUGAAAUAUCUAGAGUUUUCUCUGUCAAGAAAUAUGUACAAAUGCUAUUUUCGUUACCUUCUAGCUAAAUAAACCAAUAAAAAACAAUAAGAACCACAUCUUCAAUGUUAGGUCCUGGAACAUAGGCUUACGCGUAAGCUCUCAGGCCACAGGUGGUCUGCAGUUCCAAAUAAAUGCUGUAUCUGGAACAUAGUCCUGCAGAUCGACUGUAUAUGCCAGCAGAUGCUCUCUCUCUCUCUCUCUCAGGUCUAAACCACUUGGAACUGUCAAGAAAAUCAUACCAAAUCUUUCUUAUUAAACGACUAUUGUUUUAAUAGCAGAAAUAGCCAAUGAACCGGGCAUGACAUAUGUUAAGUAGCUAUUGAGAUGAAAGUUCACUGUUAUCUCUGCAUCAUCAACUUUCACAACAUGUUCUACAUCCUUGUGAACAGAUGUUAUUUUGUCUUGUUGUAAGCAGGUAUAAGAUUGUACAUACUUAGGUUACUGAUUUGCUUAUAUCUCUUUAUCUGUCACUGCAAAGAUAGACAGUAAGUGUCGCUGUUUCUAUUCAGAAUCUGUUAGGCAUACUAUGUAUAGUACUCCACUUAUUUAUUGCAGGUUACAAUUGCUGUAUCGUACAAUUUUGUAAUUGAAUUUUUCUACUUUAAAUUUCAAUAAAGGUAUCAGUUGC